CCGCUGAUCCGGAAGCGGAACCGGAAGCGCCGCCGCCGCCGCGCCAAGAUGGCGCCGCCCACGCCGCUGCUCGCGGUGCGAGGGUCCGAAGGACUGUACAUGGUGAACGGGCCCCCCAGCUUCACAGAGAGCUCGGCGUUCCAGAGGGACUCUGGAAAAAAUUGCAAAGCUGUUGCUUUUAGCAAGGAUGGCUCUCUCUUUGCCUGGUGCAGUGGAGAAAAAGUAAACGUCGUUAACGUCACCAGAGCUGAGUUACUGCGCUCCUUUGAUCUCCCCAAGGCAGUUUGCCUUGAAUUCUCUCCAAAGAAUAACGUCCUGGCCACGUGGCAGGCCUAUGCAGCUGGGAAGGAUGGCACGGCGGGGCUGCCCAACCUGCAGCUCCAUGAUCUGAGAACAGGAAAAUGCUUAAAGUCCUUCAUCCAGAAAAAGAUGCAGAACUGGUGUCCUUGCUGGGCAGAUGAUGAAAGCAUUUGUGCCAGGAAUGUGAACAAUGAAGUGCACUUCUUUGAAAACAACAACUUCAACACCAUUGCAAAUAAGCUGCAUUUACAGAAAGUCAGUGAUUUUGUGUUGUCCCCAGGAGCACAGCCAACCAAGGUCGCUGUGUACGUGCCAGGCAGCAAAGGCGCCCCGUCCUUCGUGCGGCUCUACCAGUACCCCAACUUCGGGGGCCCGCAGUCGGCACUCGCCAACAAGAGCUUCUUCAAGGCUGACAGGGUGACAAUGCUGUGGAACAAAAAAGCCACGGCCGUGCUGGUGGUCGCCAGCACCGAGGUGGACAAAACGGGGGCGUCGUACUACGGGGAGCAGACCCUGCACUACCUGGCGGCCAACGGGGAGAGCGCCGUCGUGCAGCUGCCAAAAAAUGGCCCUAUUUACGAUGUUGCCUGGAGCCCCAAUUCUGUCGAGUUCUGUGCUGUGUAUGGUUUCAUGCCUGCCAAAGCCACAAUUUUUAACCUGAAGUGUGACCCUGUGUUUGAUUUUGGCACUGGGCCUCGCAAUGCUGCCUACUACAGCCCCCACGGACACAUCCUGGUGCUGGCAGGGUUUGGGAACCUCAGGGGACAGAUGGAAGUGUGGGAUGUUAAAAACUACAAACUCAUUUCCAAACCUGUGGCCUCAGACUCCACGUACUUUGCGUGGUGUCCCGACGGGGAGCACAUUGUGACAGCCACGUGUGCUCCCCGGCUGCGGGUCAGCAAUGGGUACAAGAUCUGGCACUACACGGGCUCUGUGCUGCACACCCACGAGGUCCCAUCCAACGAGGAGAUGUGGCAAGUGUCCUGGCAGCCCUUCCCAGAGGGGGUGUUCCCGGAGAGAGCAGUGAAGUACCAGGCAGUUCCCAGUGACGUGCCCAGUGCUGAGCCGAAGCCUGCGCAGGCAUACAGACCUCCUGCCCUGAGGAACAAGCCCGUGACCAGCUCCAAGCUGCACGAGGACGAGCCACCCCAGAACAUGAAACCCCCUUUAGGAGGUGGUGAUAAGCCACUGUCUAAAACAGCUCUCAAAAAUCAGAGGAAACAUGAAGCAAAGAAAGCUGCUAAACAGGAGGCCAAAACUGAUGCGAACCAGGGCCCUGCCCAGGCCCCGGCGCCACAGAACGCCCCGCGGAACGCUGUGCCUGCCACCACCACGGGAGAUCCUGACGUGGACAAGAAGAUAAAGAAUUUGAAAAAGAAGCUAAAGGCAAUUGAGCAGCUGAAAGAACAGGCAGCUGCUGGCAAACAGCUUGAGAAGAAUCAGGUAGAGAAGAUUCAGAAAGAAGCUGCUCUCCUUAAAGAACUGGAAGAUCUAGAAUUGGGUGUUUGAAACUUGCUGGAGCUCCAGUGUGGCACUAACAGGAAGUUCAUGCAAAAUGUAGUUUGUUAUUAACUUGAACACAGUAAAACAUUUCACCAAAUGACCAAGGGUGCGAAAGUCCACAGAUUUGCUGCACAUUUGCCUUUAAAAAAGUUUUCCUAAAGAUUUGUGUACUUGUGAAACCGUAAACAAGUAAUGAAUAUCCAUCAGCCAGUUCUGCUGCUGUUCCAACCAGAAAUAUGCUCCUUUUCUGGAGCAUACUGCCUAAAAUAGGCUGGUUUUCCUUGUUUGGGUGGGAGGAGGAAAGCCGAUUAAAACAUUUGAUAGCUUUAUUAUAUUUAAAAAGAGAUGCGAUCUUUCUGCAAUAACGGAAUGUAGAUAAAAAUAAAGAGCAUUUAAUAGUAAA
Messenger RNA from Myiozetetes cayanensis, 2206 nucleotides. RefSeq names its product eukaryotic translation initiation factor 2A (gene EIF2A). The transcript is spliced from 14 exons. The record is from RefSeq and is a predicted model, not a curated record. Gene Ontology annotation, molecular function: protein binding; mRNA binding; ribosome binding. The coding region runs from base 49 to 1809 and encodes 586 amino acids. NCBI's taxonomy places the organism in Eukaryota, Metazoa, Chordata, Aves, Passeriformes, Tyrannidae. Gene Ontology annotation, biological process: translational initiation. Gene Ontology annotation, cellular component: cytosolic small ribosomal subunit.